Molecule: messenger RNA, 1185 nt
Organism: Pocillopora damicornis (cauliflower coral)
Lineage: Eukaryota; Metazoa; Cnidaria; Anthozoa; Scleractinia; Pocilloporidae
Source: RefSeq, a predicted model, not a curated record
AUGGCGACGAGAAAGAUUCUACGCAAGGACGAGCAACUUUUAAACAAACUUAACUCAAUUCUAGUUAUGUACAAGAAUUUCCAACAUAGUGCCGAUGAACGAGAUAAACUUAUCAUCAUAGAGGCAUUGGUUGAUCUGCGCGAGAUCCUGAGAAGAACAUACAUCUCAAAACCUUUAAAAGCAAAUGACGUGUCAGAGAUUGAGCUGAUUUUAAAAGAUCUGAACAGUCACGUGAAAGCAAUGGCGCUAGACGAAUUGUUUGAUGAAAUAAAUGACAUAAAAGGCAGAUUGGAUCUAGUAGAGAAACGGUUCGAACUAGAAGAUACUAGAAGACAUCCAAAGAUGUAUUUUCGCGAUGAGGAUGAAGAUGAAAUAUGGAGCAGAGUUAGUGCUAUGAGGAAAGAAAAACUUGGCCAAUCAAGUUUAGUGUUAAGAUCUAAACUCCCACCACACAUGCGCAAAGUGAGGUUUAAUUUACCAGGCUCACAUGUUCGUGAGGAAGCUGGGUCAGAUAAGGAGAGUGCCGCAGAAGAAAACAGGCCAGAAGCGUCUGAUUGGAUACCAAGACACGUCCAAUCAACCAAGCGAUUGCCUCACAAUAGAAUUAACAAUGUCCAUGGGCUUACAAGCCAAAGGAGAACACGAUUUCGACCGGCAAAGAGACGUGACAUGUCGGCAAAUUACACAGCUUCUCUGGAAAACGAGAAGGAAAUGCAAAGUGCUCGUAGCACGGCUGUGCACCAUGAAAAUAUUGCUACAACCACAACCGUUGCUAAAUGCGAUGACGACGACAACAAACAGAAAAAGUCUAACAAUGAGGCACUUCUCCGUUGUGGAGAUUGCCAGAGGAUUUUAAAAGAAAGAGACAAGUUUUGGGGUUUGGAGUCUGAUUCAGAAGAGGAAGACAUCAAAGAUUUUAAUGAGCAUGUACGACGUCGUAGUCUGAGACUAGAUUCAAGAUCUUUUAAGAACGUAAAAGAAAAAGCAGUAGAUAACGGUAGGUCUUACGAGGGAAAAAGAAUCGCUGGGCGUGGUACCUGGGCCACCCCAGCUUAUGUGCCUCCUUGGGAUUUAAGGAGAGCUUCCAGCACAAGGAACUCUUCGAUGAUAGAGAAAGGAUGGUUUGGUGACAGGAAAGGAAUUGUAAAGAAGUUAUUUACUCGCCUGAAAGGUCGCCAUCAUUGA